AACACUCUUUCUCUUCUCUUCUUCUGGUUCCACAAUGACACAAACAACUUCAUCAUCUUCAUCUUCUUCUUCUUCUUCAGAAACAUCUACUACCAGCACCAUUUCACCACCACCCUCCCCCUCCCCCUCCUCAUCUUCUUCUUCUUCCAAGAAGCAAAAAACAGAGCAUGCCAACAAGGACCCCAAGAGACCAAGAGACUGCAGCAAGCACCCCCUCUACCAUGGCGUCCGCAAGCGCAAUUGGGGCAAAUGGGUCUCCGAAAUCCGCGAGCCUCGCAAGAAAUCCAGGAUUUGGCUUGGAACUUUCGCCACGCCGGAGAUGGCUGCCAGAGCACACGACGUCGCCGCCUUGUGCAUCAAAGGCCAGUCCGCCAUCCUCAAUUUCCCCGAACUCGCCGGGACACUCCCUCGUCCCGUCACGUGUUCCCCAUGUGACAUUCAGGCUGCGGCCACAGCCGCAGCCUCCAUGGUCAAAUUUGACUCUAUUGUUGCUGCGGAACAGCCUCAGCACCACCCAGACACGUCUGAUGAUGCUGAGACUUGCUCGCAGCAGCAAGAGGCAGAACCAUCGUCAUCAUUGUCAAUGUCUAGAGAGACGGAUUCGUCUGAACUGAGCGAGAUAGUUGAGCUUCCGAACAUCGAAGAUGAUGAAGGGUUUGACUCGGUUGAUUCAACAAGGAGCGAGUUCAUUUGGUUCGACAUGGUCGAUAACUGCAAUGGUUGGGUGUAUGAUCCUCCAAUGGGGUUAGAGGGUGCUGAAUUCUGCGCAAAUUUCAUUGCUGAUAGUAACUCUUUGAUACCCAUUUGGGAUGAUUGAAAAUUUGGAUCUUUUUUUAUAUUCACUUUGCUUCACCACUUUUGGCACUGUCAUUGUACUAUAGAGUAAGUCCUCUCUUGUUUUUUCUUUUCUUAACCAUAUGAAUAUGAUCAUGUCAUAAUGUCAUGUGGAUAAGAAGAAAAAAAAAAUAAUAGAUACAAAUAUAUAUAUAUAUAUAUAUAUAUUAUUAAAUUGGAUUAUAUAUAAACUUUUAAUAAAAUUGACUAUUUUGUGCCUAUUUCUAAUUUUUCUAUUCUAAUGUUAGUAUAUUUGUUUUUUUUUAUCCUUUUCUUUUCUAAAUUAUUAGAAAGGUUCCAUUAUUAACAGAUAGGUAUCUUCAAUGGUGUGUUUGGCUACAUUUGAUGGGAGGGUCACUUCCAU
Molecule: messenger RNA, 1198 nt
Organism: Arachis stenosperma
Lineage: Eukaryota; Viridiplantae; Streptophyta; Magnoliopsida; Fabales; Fabaceae
Product: ethylene-responsive transcription factor TINY-like
Exons: 1
Coding region: 35-817 (260 amino acids)
Biological process (GO): regulation of DNA-templated transcription
Molecular function (GO): DNA-binding transcription factor activity; DNA binding
Source: RefSeq, a predicted model, not a curated record